AUCGCCAUUAGUUAGUUAUCCCGGACCGUCCUAGUCUUCCGUCUUCCCGAGAAGAUUAUGGGUUGUUUUUUUUCCCCAGAACUAGAUGUGAAAAUAUGUAAACUUUAGCCUAAAUAUAACGGUAUUUUAAACAUACAAACAGUAACACUGUUAAAGUUAUAAUCCGUAUCUAUGGCAACGGCCAGUCGAACUGCACUCGUCCUCGGCCGGGUCACGUGACCACACCGCUGGCUCUGUGACGCUAAGAGCCGACUCCUGUUUUGCGUUCAAUCGGUGCAGUGUUGUCGCGCUGCGUUCAACCAGAUAUGACUACGAUAUGAAAAUAAUAGGUCUGCGGCGAGUUUGCUGAAGCCAGCCCGAGACUCGGGAGAGGUGAGAGAACGCAAGGUUUCUCCGAGUGGGUAGCUGUUUAGCUAGAUGCUGCACUCCCUGAUCUCCCAGCAUUAGGAUCUGCGAGGCUGGGAGAGACGACACCCAAACCACCUGACCUAACAUGAUGGCCUCCAGCGACGUAGACAUCCGAGGUGAAGGUUCUUUGUUGUCUGACCAAAAUCCAUCAGAAAUGGAUGCGCUUUGUCCCUCUCCUCCUGGACCUUCCAGACCUCAACGUCACUACGAGAGGAUUGGAGAACGGAGAGGAACCUCUUUCUGUCAGACUCUUAUCCACCUGUUGAAAGGGAACAUCGGUACGGGGCUGCUGGGUCUGCCUCUGGCUGUCAAGAAUGCGGGCCUGGUGCUGGGACCGGUCAGCCUGCUGUGUAUGGGUGUUAUAGCAGUCCACUGUAUGAGGCUGCUGGUGAAAUGUUCCCACCACCUCAGUGCAAAGAUGAACAGGCCGUCUCUGACCUAUGGGGAGGCGGUGCAGUACGGGAUGGAAAACGUGUCAUGGCUGAGGAGACACUCGCAGUGGGGAAAACAGACGGUGAACUUGUUUCUAAUCAUCACCCAGCUGGGCUUCUGCUGCGUCUACUUUGUCUUCCUCAGUGACAAUAUCAAGCAGGUGGUAGAAGCAGCCAACACCACCACCUUCAGCUGCCACAUGAACUACACCAACCAGACCCAGGUCCUGGUGCAGAGCUUCGACUCCCGUCUCUACAUGCUCUGCUUCCUGCCUGCCAUCAUCCUGCUGGUUUUCACCCCCAACCUGAAGUACCUGGCUCCCCUCUCUCUGGUGGCAAACCUGGUCAUGACCGCCAGCUUGAUCCUCAUCUACAUCUACUCCCUCACGAACGUCACAUACCCCAUCAACCUACCAAAAGUCGGCAGAGCUAAAGACUACCCCCUCUUCUUUGGGACAGCCAUCUUUGCCUUCGAAGGGAUCGGAGUGGUUCUUCCCCUAGAGAACAAGAUGCAGAGGCCUCAGAGUUUCAUCCCGGUUCUGUAUUUGGGGAUGGGCAUUGUCACCUUCCUCUAUAUCAGCCUCGGCACCAUAGGAUAUAUGUGCUUUGGAGAGCACAUAGGAGGGAGCAUCACUCUCAACCUGCCAAACUGCUGGACGUACCAGGCUGUGAAGCUGCUGUACAGUUUUGGUAUUUUCAUCACCUUCGCCCUGCAGUUCUAUGUUCCAGCAGAGAUUCUCAUACCACCAGUAUUGGCUCGCGUGUCAGAGAGGUGGGAGAAAGCCGUCGACCUGCUGCUCCGCACCGUCUUGGUCAUCUUCACAUGUGCCCUCGCCAUCCUGAUACCGGAGUUGGACCUCGUCAUCUCAUUGGUCGGCUCGGUCAGCAGCAGUUUCCUGGCGCUGAUCUUUCCUCCCAUCCUCCAGAUUUUAGCUUUUCACACAGAGGGCCUGUCGCCACUGGUGACAAUUAAGAACGUCGUCAUCAGCCUGAUUGGGUUGGUCGGGUUCCUCACAGGAACCUACAUCGCCAUCGAGCAAAUCGUCGCCCGUAACGGACUCAAACAUGAAGAGAUGUUCUCCUCUUACAUGGUCCAGUGAAAUGACUGUUGGCAGGUGGAAGUAACACACCCAGGCCAUUUAGCAACCAUUUUAGGGCACAUUUUUAUGUUUUUCUUCUUUGAUUUGCUGCUGUUGGAAAUGGUGGCCAUUUUAGGAUUAAUCUACCACAUGUUUAAGAAUUAUGAAGCUGUAAGGAUUCGUGGUACUUGGUGUUGUGUUUCAUGUUGUAUCUGACAUACAUGACUAGUGGCAGUUACUCACAUUUCAUCAAGUCCAGCCAUUUAGUGCAAUAUACUGAUAACAUAAUUAUGAUAAAAGCAAAAUCAUUCCUUCAGGUAGGAGAUACCUUGAAAUGAUUUUAAGAGAAUAGAGGGUUUUUAGAGGUAAUUUAUCAUUUUGACAGCCUGAAUAUAUUGAUGUGUUUUAAUAUUUCAGUCAAAACAUCAAACUACCUCACAAAGGUUUGAAACUUUUUUAACAUCCAGAUUAGACAAUGUUGCUGAAAUUGUGUGAUCUUGUAACCCUCAGCCCUCACAGCUUCUCAUUUACAGCUUUUAGAUUUUGACCAACCACCCACCAUUUAGGAAAAAGGGGGGGGGGGCUACAUUUUUUUGUUGCACUUUGAUUUAUGCCUUAUUCAGUGAAACGGCGCACUGCUUUGACAUAGACAACACAUCACACAAACUUUAAAUCAAGUAACUGUAACUUUAAAAUAAGUGGCAGAUUUUAUUUUAUAACAAAACCUAGAACAAAAAAGGGUUGGGUGUCGAAAUGGUUCUGAAUUGGAGCCAGUUCCAAAUUAAUAAGAACCACUGAUUCUUUAGGAAUUGUGCUUUUCGAUCUCACUUAUCGAAUCCUGACAGCAAGAUUAGGACCUGCUGCCCCUCGGUCUACAUCACAAAUGUCCGAGCAUGUGUAUAGUGUUUACAAUAGUGCUUAAAAGUACGGAAGUAAAUUACAUUCACAGAAGGAUAAAAUAGGAGUCCUUAUUGUGUAAUUCUGACUUCCGCAUCUCAUAAUUAUGACUAAGUAUCUCAUAAUAAUGAGAUCUUCAUCUCAUAAUUCUGAAUGUACAGAUCUUGUUAUCAUGAGUCUUAUCAUUUUAGCUGUAGGAACAGAGGUUUUAGGUUGUAGCAGAUGGGAUUGGCUAUAUCUUUCCUUGACUUUUGUCUUUUAUCAGUGUAAUCUUAUACACAACAACUCAUAAUAUCAGGCACUACAUUAGCAUCAAGUGAUAUAACACUGCUUUGUGUGUGUGUGUGCCUGAAUAUUACCAACAUGAACUCAAUUGCCAUUUAAUUUUUACUUCAUUAUUCAAAUACUGACAUACAAAUCGUGUACGAUUCUUGGGUUAAUGAAGUGCACUUAUGUACAAAAGUACAACCAAGCAACAAAAUCUUUUCAAGAAGGGAGGAAGUAUAACAGUGCAGCAUUUUUGUCUGUAGUCACAAUGCCCUAAAAUCACUUAAUGCUACAACAUCUGGCUCAAGUAAAACUCAAUUAAAAUAAAAAUUUUGACAUUUAACUUGUUUGUGACAGGAUGAAGAAUAUUUAUAUUUUAAUGUAUGUUAGGUAAUAAAAGUGUUUUUUACUGUUUUAGUUGCUAUUCUUGCGAAAACAACAAAACCAGGAUCUGAUAAGAACGCAGAUCGAUGAGCACAAAGAGAAUCAAUAAAAGCUAACUGAUACAACCCUUGAACAAAAUAUAUCAGACUUUAGAAACUUAGUUGUAGUGUGUUUAUGUAGGCGCUCUUCUGUGUAACACCUUUUUUCUUGUCUUUUAAACUUAUUUUUUUGAUCCGAUUAUUUUUUUAAUGUGUUUUUAUGUUUUAAUGUUUUAACUAAAUUAAUGGUUGGGUAUUUUUGAAUUAUUAUUUUUUAAUUCAACAGCAUGCAUUUUUAAGACUUACAACUAACGUUGAAAAUGUUAUUUCGGUUUAAUUACAGAGAGGCUCUGCAAUAUAAUGUAAUAUGUAUGUAAUAUAAAACACAAGUUUUAGUUACAAGCUGUAGGUAUUAUAUUCAUAAAAUAAACCCCAUCUAUCGACAAAUACCGACACGUACUGUAAGUUCAUUCUAAAGCUUCUGUACUGUUGUGUCUUCAGUGAUUAUGUGGCAGUAUAAAGAGAGCUUGGUAUUGGUAAAAGUAGGUAUUUAUCAGGGGUCAAAACCGAAAGCUAUGAGCCUUAUGUGUAAAGGAUUUGUAGUAGCUGUUGGUUUGAAUCACAGUUGAAGUUUUUGUGUAAAUAACCAUUUGUUGCACAUGUAAAUGUCUGCUCACACACACAAAAUGACAAAAUACCCGUUAUUCUCCGUCCAUAUUGAUGUUAUGUGCUAAAACAGUUUAAUGAGAUUUUCUCAGUAUUUCCCACUGGACACUUUAAGAGGUGAAUGAAAUGAUGAUGAUGUGCAGCUACCCAAAGAAGACUACUUUCACUUUGCUCGCUUUCAUUUAGGGCUGCAACUAAUGAUAAUUUUAACAGUUAGUCAGUUAAUCAAUUCUUUAUUUUUUUAAUUAAUCAAUUGAACAAAUGCUUAUUUCAGGUUCCCAGAGCCCAACACAUCAUCCUCCAGUUAAACUUGUUUUAACAACAGUUUAAAAAGCUCCAAAUCCUCAGAUUGGACUGAGACUGGAACCUACAAAUAUUUGAGGUUUUUAUUUGAUAAAUUAAUUAAAACCGGUUUUCAUUUUA
Siniperca chuatsi (mandarin fish) is the source of this 4593-nucleotide messenger RNA. RefSeq names its product solute carrier family 36 member 1 (gene slc36a1). The transcript has 12 exons. Gene Ontology annotation, cellular component: vacuolar membrane. The coding region runs from base 494 to 1939 and encodes 481 amino acids. Gene Ontology annotation, biological process: proton transmembrane transport; proline transmembrane transport; L-alanine transport. Lineage: Eukaryota; Metazoa; Chordata; Actinopteri; Centrarchiformes; Sinipercidae. Gene Ontology annotation, molecular function: amino acid:proton symporter activity; L-alanine transmembrane transporter activity; L-proline transmembrane transporter activity. The record is from RefSeq and is a predicted model, not a curated record.